Messenger RNA from Anguilla anguilla (European eel), 3177 nucleotides. RefSeq lists its product as uncharacterized. The transcript has 2 exons. Bases 764 to 2407 code for a protein of 547 amino acids. The record is from RefSeq and is a predicted model, not a curated record. Lineage: Eukaryota; Metazoa; Chordata; Actinopteri; Anguilliformes; Anguillidae. Gene Ontology annotation, molecular function: oxidoreductase activity.
CUGUCAUUUCUUGAUUUUAGAUAUGUGAGGAGUUAGCGUAGCUCACUAAAAAGCCCUCAGUCUCGGAAAUAUUUAUGUUUGAAUGCACAAAGUAUGAAUAGAUGACCUUGUUAUGCUCCACAUAUUUCAGUGCUUAAGUUCAUACUGAAACCAAUUUAGUUAGCAGUGAUUAUUUAUGAAAGGACGACCUUAGAUGCUGUGCUGGUCUUACAUUCCAAUAUUGAAUGAUCAAGUAUGGAAUAUUUUUUAACCUUUUAACCUUAAUUAAAAAGAGUACUCUUGGGUAGUGCCCUGAGCUAAAUAACUGCACAUUAGUGCUGAGAUGCCGCUCACAGUUCAGACAGAAUUGUUGGCAAUCCAAUGAGCUCUGAAUGGAGGCAUAAUUAGCCAGGAUUUCACCCGGAGUGGGAGGGUUUGAGUCAGUAAAUGUUUUCAAUGGCAUCGGACAAUAGCAGUCCUGUGGUUGAUCAAUUUUCUGUUGUCUGCCUAUGCUAUCUCCAUCAGUGCUUUUUUCUGAACAAUAACUGUACAGCCCAGCUGGACUGUGAAAAGAUAUGGCUGCUUGCUUUGUGUGUUUUGGGGGCCAUGUGUUAGCACCCCCCCUCCAUAUUGAGGACAUUGCACGGUUGGAAUGGGCUGAUAUUUAUAAUUGUGAAUUCCAAAUUGGGGAAUAAAGCAGAAAUGGGAAUUAAACAUGAAAGGUCUUGUGUCUGGUAUUAAGACAGAUUAAUAAUCUCAUGUCAUCUCCCUUCCCCCCCCCACCAUGGUGCUAUCAGGAAUUUGGGAAAAACUUGCUAGAAUGCAUGCUGAUUAUAUGCCACAGGCCAAUGGGAAAUUCUCCUUCCUGCCCUGGCACCGCUACUUCCUGAAGGAGGUGGAGCGAGAGCUGCAAAAAGCCUCGUCCUGCCAGAUUUCCAUCCCCUACUUUGAGUGGGCCGUGGACGCUGGUUCCAUGGAGACCUCUGCCAUCUGGCAGGCUAAUUUCUUCGGGGGUAAUGGGGACCCCGUAACGGACUGUGUCUCACACCACCCAUUCCAGGGGGAGGUGAGCUGGUUCCCCUGCCUGCGGCGGAGGUUCAACUCCUCUGUCUCCCUGCCAGACGGCGUCAACCUGCAGCUGCUGCUGGUGGAGGAGGACUUCGGCCAGUUCUCCACCCAGAUCCGGGCGGUGUCAGCGCUCUUCCACCUCUGGGUAGGGGGACACAUGGCCUCUCCACUCAGCCCAUAUGACCCUGUCUUCUUGUCCCACUAUGCCUUCAUGGACAAGCUGUGGGCACUGUGGCAGGAGCGUGGGCGCGACGUACCCUCGCAGUUUCCUGGAGAGCUGAGAUACGUGAAGAUGAAGCCCUUCAACGUGGCUCCAGAUGAUGUCCUGCAUGCCCAGAAACAGCUCUGCACUCUCUAUGUGCCCAUCACCCUGGGUGCCCCCUGCAAUAUUACCACACCGCAGAAACCAUCCAGCCUUGACAAGUACCAGCAUGACAGGUACAGCAUAGACUCUAAUGACUAUGACCGACAUCACUAUAGCAGAGAUGACUUUGGGCCAAAGGUAAGCUCCACCCAUCGAGGCGAGUACAACAAGAAGGGUUACAACAGACAAGGCUAUGACCGGAAUGGCUUCGACCAAAUGGGCUGGAAUGAGCAUGGCUUUGGCAUUGACGGUUUCGACCGUGACCACAUGGAUGUCGACGGGUAUGAUAUCUUUGGGUUCAGCCGCUACGGGUUCAACCGGUCCAAUGUCACGUCCUUUGGGAUGAAAAGAGAUAGGACCUUUGUCUCAUCUGUGAGUGAAAAGGUCAUGGAGCAGCUCUUUGAAGGCAGAUACAACAAGUAUGGCUUUGAUGCCUUUGGCCUGGACAGGAACGGCUUUGACAUGUUUGGGUUUCGUACCGAUGGCUAUGACAAGGACAGCUGUAACUUUUACUUUCGGGGUCCCCACUACAUGAGGUUUUACUUUUUUGCCCAGCUUCAGAUUAGCAUGGCUGGUCUAGGAACUCUGUCCAGAAUCAAGCGCAUCUGUCCCCACAUAAGCCCUUUACCAGAGAGUUGGGUCAUUCAGAACUGGUUGGCUGUGGACACUGAGGCGGGCAUGGCUGUGAUCCGCCACAUGGAGCAGCAGAGGGCCUUACAGCACCCGUUUGACAGGGACUACAUCCCCAACAUCUCCUCAGUGAAGGAGAGUGGCCUGUGGCUUCCUAUCACCCCCGACCUCAGGUUUUGCUUUGAGUUGCACUGGUUUUCAGGCUGUCCAGUGGGCCCUGCCCCAGUGACCUGCCCUGACCUCUGCAAGAAUGCCCACUGUAUGGGCUAUCCAGACGCUGAGUGCCGCAUCCACAACUGCGGAUCCUGCUUUACUGAGUGGUAUGAUAGAGCCACAGGGAGCCAUGUCAUGUGUCAGGGAUGGUGACAAGGGAACACUUUUGAGUUAAGGAGCCAUCAGUAUGGGGACAACUCUUUGGGCUGGGGGGACAACCCUGGGCUUGUUCACAGGGACACCAUGUCUUGGUCUGAUGUAUGCUUCAAAUGCAGUACCUUCCAGAUCUUUGCAUUGAUUGGAAUUUGUCUGGUAGACAAGCGGUAUAUUGCAUUUCGUUGCAAUUUUCAAAGGAUAAAAAUACACAUGAAAGGAAUUGAAUAAUCCAGGCUUAAGUUCUUCUAGCAUAGUUUGAUAAAGAUAAAACUGUAUGCAUUUUACUGGAUGAACAAGUAUGAUUGACCCUUUCACAAAAUUGAAAAUUUACUUUGACAGACUGGUAGAAAUGUUCCCUACUGUAAAAAUAUGCAAAUAUCCACUUAUUUUUGUACACUCACUAGCAUUUUCAACAUACCAGUAUAUACAAAAUAUAACUUUCUGUUCAAAAUAUAUAAACUAUGCACAGGAUUCAGCGCAGGUGCAGUGUAAUUGCACAAGAAAGCCAACUUUCAGCUCUUCAUGUCCUUUAUGUAUAUUUAUCCCAGACUUGAAUGAUCGUGUUGCUUUUGUAAUACCUCAGGCAUGCUAACCUUUUCACUGCCCACACUGUAAUGUUUUUGAGAAAUAUUUUGCUGUGUUGCUUUACUGUUGGACACUUUGCUGGAGCCCUCAGGCUCAAAACUACCUGACAGCAUGACAUCUGUUCUAAAAUUGAGGAAUGGGAAUGAUGUUUUUGGAUUGUAUACUAACAUCGCCCCCCCCCC